Messenger RNA from Drosophila willistoni, 6679 nucleotides. RefSeq names its product Down syndrome cell adhesion molecule-like protein Dscam2 (gene Dscam2). Gene Ontology annotation, molecular function: protein binding. The transcript is spliced from 19 exons. The record is from RefSeq and is a predicted model, not a curated record. Bases 52 to 6399 code for a protein of 2115 amino acids. Gene Ontology annotation, biological process: cell-cell adhesion. Lineage: Eukaryota; Metazoa; Arthropoda; Insecta; Diptera; Drosophilidae.
AAUUGCAUCAACUGAAAGUCGAAACAAAAUCAAAACACAAAACCGGAAAACAUGUGGAUUAGUAGCCGCCUUUUUGUGAUUUGUUUGCUGCUCAAUUUUGAUGCCACCUACAGCGAACCCUUCGAAACACAUUUACGUGGUCCUGGAUUCGUUAUGGAGCCGCCGGGACGCGUUGAGUUCUCAAAUUCAUCGGGAGGCUGGCUAGAUUGCUCGGCCUCUGGUAGUCCACAGCCAACAAUCGAUUGGGUCCAUGCGGAUGGCACAGCGGUCACCGAAAUUCAUGGCGUGCGACGCGUUCUCAGGAACGGCACACUGGUUCUGAUGCCAUUUGCAGCGGCUGCCUAUCAUCAGGAUAUUCACAAUACGAUCUAUCGAUGCAUAGCCAGCAAUUCGGUGGGUCGCAUUGUGUCUCGGGAUGUGCAAGUGAGAGCGGUUGUGGCACAGGCCUAUAAAGUGGAUGUGGAGGUACUAUCUGCAUCGCGGGGAUGCACUGCCAUUUUGCGUUGUGUGGUGCCUACGUUUGUCAAGGAAUUGGUUCGAGUGGUCUCCUGGGUUCAUGAACCCGCUAUCUACAUCUAUCCCUCGCUGCAAGGCGAUGGCAAAUUCCAUUUGCUGCCCACUGGCGAACUGCUUAUCCACAAUCUGCAGGAGAGCGAUGAAUCGCAAUCCUUUCGCUGCCGCAGCAUGCAUCGUCUCACGCGUCAGGUUGUUGUCAGUUCACCUACGCGACUGCGUAUUAAUUCACAUCGCGGCAUCAUCUCACCCAGCGUGGUGGAGCACACAGCUCAUGUUCAAGUAUCACAAGAUGAAGGAGCGGUUCUGUUAUGCGUGGCUCAGGGUUGUCCUUCGCCCGAAUACAGUUGGUAUACCCAUAAUGGCCCUGGACCCUUGCCCGUUUUAAGUGGACCGCGUGUACGUCUACUUGGCCCCAUUCUGGCCAUUGAGGCAGUGACUGGCGAUGAUUCCGGUGUCUACAAGUGCACCGCCAGCAAUGUGGGUGGCGAGGCCAGUGCCGAAUUGCGGUUGACUGUUGCCACGCCCAUACAAGUGGAAAUCUCACCGAAUGUCCUUAGCGUGCAUAUGGGCGGAACUGCUGAGUUUCGGUGCCUGGUAACAAGCAAUGGCAGCCCAGUUGGUAUGCAGAAUAUUCUUUGGUACAAGGAUGGACGACAGUUGCCCUCAUCCGGUCGCAUUGAGGAUACAUUGGUGGUGCCCCGUGUUAGUCGCGAGAAUCGCGGCAUGUAUCAGUGUGUGGUCCGAAGGCCCGAGGGUGAUACAUUUCAGGCCACAGCCGAGCUUCAACUAGGAGAUGCUCCGCCUGUAUUGCUCUAUAGCUUCAUCGAGCAGACAUUGCAACCGGGACCAGCUGUGAGCUUGAAAUGCUCCGCAGCCGGCAAUCCAACGCCGCAAAUUUCAUGGACAUUGGACGGAUUUCCGCUGCCAUCAAACGGAAGAUUUAUGAUCGGACAAUACAUCACCGUGCAUGGCGAUGUAAUUAGUCAUGUUAACAUAAGCCAUGUCAUGGUCGAGGAUGGCGGCGAGUAUGCCUGCAUAGCCGAGAAUCGUGCGGGUCGAGUGCAGCAUGCUGCCCGCUUGAAUAUUUAUGGACUUCCCUACAUUCGACUGAUACCGAAGGUAACCGCCGUCUCGGGCGAAACAUUAAAUCUGAAGUGCCCGGUGGCCGGCUAUCCAAUUGAGGAGAUUCAUUGGGAAAGGGGCGGCCGAGAGUUGCCCGAUGAUAUACGCCAGCGUGUCCAACCGGAUGGCUCUCUGACCAUUAGCCCAGUGCAAAAGAACUCCGAUUCCGGCGUAUACACGUGCUGGGCCAGAAACAAACAGGGUCACAGUGCCAGGCGCAGCGGCGAAGUGACGGUCAUAGUGCCACCGAAGCUAAGUCCGUUUCAAACAAAUAUAUUGCAACUGAAUAUGGGCGAUCGGGCCUCAUUGACCUGUUCGGUUGUUAAGGGCGAUCUCCCUUUGACCAUUAAUUGGCGCAAGGAUAGUCGCCCCAUCGAUCCCACACAGCAUAUGUCGGUCAAGCAGGUGGAUCAAUAUAACAGCAUACUGGUCAUUGAGAAUCUGGGCAGCGAUCAUACCGGCAACUAUUCCUGUGUCGUUAGGAAUUCCGCUGCCGAGGUGGAGAACUCGCAGGCCCUUUUGGUUAAUGUGCCGCCGCGUUGGAUCGUUGAGCCGGCCGAUGCGAAUGUCGAACGGAAUCGCCACAUAAUGUUGCAUUGUCAGGCGCAGGGCGUGCCCACGCCCAGCAUUGUGUGGAAAAAGGCAACGGGCAGCAAAUCAGGCGAAUACGAGGAGGUGCGAGAACGUCCCUUUACAAAACUUCUGGGAAAUGGUUCGUUGCUGUUGCAGCAUGUUAAGGAGGAUCGCGAGGGUUUCUAUCUGUGUCAGGCAAACAAUGGCAUCGGCACGGGCAUUGGAAAGGUCAUUCAGCUGAAAGUGAACUCCUCACCGUAUUUCUCAUCCACCUCACGUUCGGUGACUGUUAAAAAGGGCGACACAGCUCUGUUGCAGUGCGCCGUCAGUGGCGACAAGCCGAUUAACAUUGUAUGGAUGCGUUCUGGGAAGAAUACAUUGAAUCCAUCAACCAAUUACAAAAUUUCAGUGAAACAAGAGGCCACACCCGAUGGAGUCUCGGCGGAACUUCAGAUUCGCACUGUAGAUGCCAGCGACAGUGGGCCAUAUUUCUGUAGGGCCAGCAAUCUGUAUGGCAAUGAUCAGCAAUUAGUCCAACUGCAGGUCCAAGAGCCGCCCCAACCGCCAAGUGUACUGGAGGCGGCCAUGAUAAGCAGUCGUUCGGUGAAUCUUAAAUGGCAGCCCAAGUCAAUGAGCACAGGAGAUGUGUCCAAAUAUCUAGUGGAAUAUCGUGAGGCGGAUCCAGCUCUAUUCAUUGAGCAGUGGCAGCAUCUCGAAGUCAAGGAUCCGCCCAGUUUCAAUGCUUUGAUUGAGAACCUUAAGCCAGCCACCAGAUAUGCAUUCCGUGUGAUAGCCGAAGGCAAUGCGGGACGCAGUGCACCCAGUCAGGAGUUAAUUGUUCGGACUGAGCCCCAGCGACCAGCAGGACCACCUCUUAAUCUCUCGGUAAGGCCGCUUUCCUCGACUGAGCUGCUGAUUAGUUGGGUGGCCCCAUUACCCGAGCUACGCCAUGGCGAUAUACAGGGCUACAAUGUGGGCUACAAGCUGGCCAGUUCAAGCAACACGGCAUACAAUUUCACUUCGAUUUCUGGUGACGGCGAUGGUGGAAACGGAGAGCUGCUUCUCAGUGGGUUGGCAAAGUUUGCCCGCUACAAUGUGGUAGUCCAGGCAUUCAAUCAAGUAGGACCUGGUCCUCUAUCGGAGCCAACUGCAGCACAGACCAUGGAAGAUGUGCCCAGCCGACCGCCCGAGGAUGUUCGCUGUGCUGCGCUCUCAUCGCAAUCUUUGCAAGUCUCGUGGCAACCACCGCCAAUCUAUCACACCAAUGGACUGCUUCAGGGCUACAAACUGAUAUUUGAGCCCAUCAUCGAUGACAUGCUGCCGAACAAGGAUGAGGUGGAGUCGCGCAAGACCACGGCUCUAACCAUGGUUCUCACCGGUCUGCGCAAGUACACGAACUACAGCAUCCAAGUGCUGGCCCACACCCGCAUGGGCGACGGUGCUUUGUCGAAGCCCCUCUACUGCCACAGUGAGGAGGAUGUGCCAGAGGCUCCAGCAGAUAUCAAGGUGGUGGUGAGCUCUUCGCAAUCUUUGUAUAUUUCCUGGCUGGCACCGACCGAACCGAAUGGCGUGAUCACCAAAUACAGUCUAUAUACCCGUGUCGUUAAUGGACGCGAGGAGCUGAACAAUGAGAAGCGAAGUCUGCCCUCGCAACAGGUUUACUAUGAGGCAAAGGGCUUACAUCCGCAUAUGGAGUAUCAGUUUUGGGUGACUGCCAGCACUAGAGUGGGAGAGGGAAAGAGCUCUAGAGUUGCCUCCCAGAUAACCACGAAUCGAGUGCCCGCGCGAAUUAUAAGCUUCGGUGGUUCGGUGGUCCGUCCUUGGAGAUCUACAGUGACUCUGCCCUGUACAGCGGUUGGAAAGCCCAAACGGGAGUGGUUCAAAUCAGAUGUGGCUCUGCGACAAGGAGGCCUUCACAAUUCCCAGCUACUCGACACGGGAGAUUUGAUAAUUUCUAGCCUGCAGUUGGCAGAUGGCGGCAACUACAGUUGUCAGGUGGACAAUGGCAUAGGAACCGAUCGCCUCACCCAUAUGCUUUUGGUCCAGGUACCGCCAUCUGCGCCAGUUCUCUAUGUGACGAGUGCCACUUCUAGCAGCAUAUUGAUGCAUUGGAAAUGCGGCUUCACUGGCAAUGCCCCCAUUACAGGGUACACACUGUUCUAUCGUCGGUCCACAGGGAACACAGAUGAAAUGCAGCUCUCCCGUCAUGCCUCCAGUCAUGAGCUCAAGGGUUUGGUGUGCGGCAGCACAUAUCAAAUUCAUUUGAAUGCCCAAAACAAGGUGGGCACGUCUCCAUCCAGCAUAAUGCUGCAUGUGCGCACCCAAGGACAGGCUCCAGGCAUGCCGGCAGCUACUAGUCUGCUGGCACCCAACUCCACAUCCUUGCUGGUUCGUCUACACACAUGGCCAGAUAAUGGAUGUCCAUUGCUAUACUUUGUCCUGCAAUACCGGGCCGUGACUGAUGAUGCUGAACGCGACUGGAUAUUGGUUUCGAAUGCCCUCAAGCCGCAGCGUCGCGUUGUCGUCCCGAAUCUGCAAUCGUCGACGCUCUACCAGCUCCGCAUGGAGGCCCACAAUGUGGCGGGUGUUUCGCAAGCGGAGUUCUCAUUUGUUACUCUAACCAAAGAUGGCAAUCCGCCGCCGCCGGAGAUAGUGCAGCGCGGUCAACGUGGACCCAGUGUCUUUUAUGGCAAUAUCAAUCUAUUGAUACCCACCGUUGCAGCAGUUUCGGGAAUGAUUUGUACCAUAGCCCUGGUUAUCAUCUGCUACAGGCAUAAGCAAAGCAAUCACAUACAAAAAGAAUCACUUGAGAAUCGUGCCAACUCGGAGGCUGCUCAGCGGGAACGUUAUUAUGCUACCAUUCACAAGGUUUCCAUGCAGAACAAUGACAAAAUUCCAGAAACCUCCGAGGACAUUUCACCAUAUGCCACCUUCCAAUUGUCGGAGGCCGGUAACAUGUCACAGCCCCAUCACAGCGGUCCGGCCAACACGCUGCUGCACUCAUUCAUGUACCAUGAGAGGGCCCUGGCCGAGGGCUGCUCAUCGCCACCACCAGCUGCGGUAUUAAAACCAACCACCACCACCCAUCACCACCACCACCACCACCAAAACCAACGUCCUCAAAAGACAAUUCAUAAUUAUUAUCAGACCUCACCGUUUCAUAAUAUCUCAAAGAAUCGAAGACGCCAUUCACGUAAAACCGAACCGGAGAGUGAGGAAUCGGAAUCGGAUCAGGAUCAAUUGACCUCCAGUCGAACUGAGUCUUCCAAUCAGCACGAGGGCAAAAUUAAGCACAGCAUCAUCUACCAUGGAGCACAAUCAAGCACGUCCUCAGAUCUGUCACCAAUGUCCGAACAAAAAUCAUUGCCACGACGCGGUCGAUCCAGGUAUCAUCAUCAGCAAUAUCAGUUUUCCACCAAUACAACACCGCGCCAUCACAAUGGCAACAAAAGCAACAAUAACACAACAAAUACAACAACAACAGCCAACAGUACAACAAACACAUCGUCAAGCAAUUCGAACAAAAUUCUGUCACCUCGCGGUGGCAUUGGCGGCAAUCUGAAAUCCAUAUCAAGUACAUUCAAAUCACAAGACUCGAUACAAUGCCACAUACCCACAUUGGUCAAAUCGCCAUCGAUCAGUACACAACAACAGAAACAAUAUCAUAAACAGCAACUGCAACAGCAACAACAACAACAACAACAGCAACAGCAAUUGACUAGUAGCACCAGUCAGAAUCCCAACCUUAACCUCAACCAUAACCAUAAUCAUAAUCAUAAUCAGAUCCAUAGCCAGACAAAUAGUAGUUUGAAACAACAACAGCCCCUAUUGAUAACGCCCAAGCUUGCCCAUCAGCUUGAUUCAUCGCCAUCGGCAUCCGUAUCGGUUACGGUGCAAUCGCAUGUAAAUGGUUCGGAGCUGUUGGGCAUGGAUGGCGGCGUAGUUAGUAGUCCCCUAGCAUCUGUUGUGCCUGUCACUUGCAUGCCCCCAUCCUCACAGUUUCGUCCCAUACCCCACAAGUCCAUAAUGCCCGCGCAUGAGCCACCACAUCAUCCACAUCAUCAGCAGUCGCAACAGCAAUCGCAUCAGCAUCAGCAUCAGCAGCAGCAGCAUCCGGGCACGCUACUGAAUCCCUCGACAGCUUUGUUGUCCUCCAAAUUCUUUACAGCACCCACGCUGCCCAAAUAGGAUACGGCCAUUGGGGGGAGUGAAUAUGUUGGUAGUGAUACAUUAGGUAUAGGCGGAGGUGGAGGUGGAAGUGGUGGCUUCGGCUACGACAGCGGCGAAAUCUCCUGCACCUAUAUGGAUCCUAUAGAUCAGACAUGAGACUUGGCUUACGGUGAGGUGUGUGGACCUGAGGGAGCCCAUUAACUCAAAAAAAAAGAAAUCAGCCUACACACCAAAAUAACACCAUUAUCAAUAAUAACAACAACAACAACAACAAGAACAACAAUAACAACAAACAACA